AUGAAGCCUAUAUUCAUAGCCGUCACCUUCAUUGCUGCGUGCUUGCACUACUUAAUGUUUCGACCCUUCUCUUUCAUGACUGCAUUUAAACUCUACUUUUUCGUCAUUCAUAUUGGAGUGGUUUCCAUGGUUCGUGGAGUUAAACUGAUAUUCGGACAAAAGAAGAAAAUUCAAACUCCCGAUGAAAGUAAAUUUCAGAAACAAGUUGGAUGUGCACAUUUUGCUCUCGGUGGAUUAGGAUUGUAUUGUUUAUUGAUGGGAAAUACAUUUGAAUAUUUAGUGUCCAUUGCCAUUCUCACCAUGAUCUUUCAUGUGGGUUGUGGAAUUUUGGAAAUGAUGGACACCUUCUCUCAAAAGACAAACAAACCCAACCACCAAGAUGGAGAUUGGUUGAUGAAAAGUUUGUACAAUAGUGUGUUCAUACCUAUUAUUACGGUCAUUAUGGUGUUUACCACUCCGUAUGGAGCGAUUGAACAUGCUCCUCCACAUACAGCUGAUGUGAAUGCAUAG
This is a messenger RNA of Naegleria fowleri, 510 nucleotides long. RefSeq lists its product as uncharacterized. The transcript has a single exon. Bases 1 to 510 code for a protein of 169 amino acids. NCBI's taxonomy places the organism in Eukaryota, Heterolobosea, Eutetramitea, Acrasida, Naegleriidae. The record is from RefSeq and is a predicted model, not a curated record.